CAGAAGGCAAAUUCAGUUGAUGUGGAGCAGAAGACAAGAAAGAAGAAGGAGAGGGGCACUUCAUCCCCCUCUCCAAUUCCAUCUGACUGUUCUGAACGGAAUGGCUCUGCUACCUCUGACCCCUCACCCUCUGACCAACUCUCCUCCCUCCAUCCACCUCCCUCUCCUGUUAAAUGUUCCUCUCAGCCUUGCUCUCCUGCUAAACAACCCUCUGUACCCCGGUCACCUGCCAAAAACCCUUCCCCAGUGAAAUCCUCUCCAGUGGUGUCCCACCCUAGUUCUCCCUCUCCUACCAACCCUCUGGACCGUCAUGGAGACACCAGUCAGGAGGGCACAACAGUCAGACCUCUGUCUCUUCAGGACCACUCUAGUUCAAGGCCCCAGAGACCAGUCUCAGCCACCAGAAGCAUGACUCUUCCCAGGACCAGCUCAGCCACCAGAAGCAUGACUCUUCCCAGGACCAGCUCAGCCACCAGAAGCAUGACUCUUCCCAGGACCAGCUCAGCCACCAGAGGGUCAGAAGAGACCCAGGGGGCCAGAGGAGAACAGGUGGCACUGGUCAACAUGGAACUUCUUGGGUUGCCUAACAUUGGCAACACUUGCUUCCUUAACGCCACCCUGCAGUGCCUCCUGGUCCUGCCGUCCUUCUCAAAGGAAAUCCUGCACCAGGAACAACUCUGGAGCUCCUCCCCCUUCUCCAACCCGCUCAGGUGUCUGUCUGAUGUGCACCAUUCGGGUUUACCUGACAGUGUGGCAAACCAGGCCUCAAAAGCAGACCUCAUGUGGAAGGUCAAGUACUCCUUGUCGGGAUACGAUUUGAAGUAUCUGGGGGACACACAACAGGAUGCACAUGAGUUACUUGUCAAUAUGCUGUGCCAGCUGAAGGAGGAGGGCAUGAUUCUGAAGACACUCGGGAUGAACUAUACCUGCCCUGUUUCCCAGCUGGAGUUCCAACUUGUGUCGGUGCGCACAUGUACCAGCUGUGGGCGCGAGUCGUCUACCAGAGAGGACUACAACCACCUCUCAUUGGACUUCAGCCCUGAGCGCACCUUGCUGAGCAGCCUAGCACUCACUUUCAAAAGUGAAAAGGUUGAAUUCACAUGUGAGGGCUGUAAAGGCCUCCACGCCUCAAAGGUGGAGCAGUUCCACUCACUGCCUCUUGUGCUGGUUCUGCAUCUGAAGAGGUUUGGAGGACCUGGGGGGUUGGAGAAGCUGGAGGCUCCUCUUUUGUUUCCUUCGGAGCUGAGGCUCUCCACCCUCUGUGGGGACAUGGUGCCACACCUGCACAGUGCCAGCCCACAGGCCCUCACCAACCAGGUCCCCAGCAUUCAGGGGUCCAUCCCCCAGACCCUCGCCAGCCAAGUCUUCAGCCCACCUGGAGAGGCCAAAGACAGCGCCCUCUGCUGUUCAGAAGCAGAAGCCAGUACAGUCAGUGAAUGGUUACUACCAGCUGACUGGCGUAGUCUCUCAUUUGGGAGGCUCCGCAAACUCCGGGCACUACAUUAGUGACAUAUUGCAUGCCAGUGGAAACUGGUUCUGCUGUAACGACAGCCAGGUGUCAAUGUCCAAUGAAGCCACUGUGCUGAGGACCAGAGCCCGGAGUGCCUACAUGCUCUUCUAUAUGUUCAGGUACUGCUUACUCUCACCAUCUAUAUUCUUGUGUUGCUAUUUAUGUGUACGGUUCCUUUCACCCUACAGGGCAAUAGAGCGGGAGGCCCCAGCACACAGGGCCUAACAGGGCCACCAGCAUCAGCCCCAGCCUAAACAGGGGCAGCACCUGGACCAGCCUCCAAACACUCAGACCUGUCUCAACAGGGGUAGUACCAGGCCCAGCCUCAAACCCCCAGCCCAGCCUCAACAGGGGUAGUACCAGGCCCAGUCUCAAAACCCCCAUCCCAGCCUCAACCCUCACACACCUGCCUCAAAAGGGGUAGCAUUUGGCCCAACAUCAACAACCCCGAGCCCAGCCACAACAGGGGCAGCACUGGGCCCAACAUCAACACACCCAGCCCAGCCUCAACAUGGGAAGAACCAGGCCCAGCCUCAACAUGGGCAGAACAAGACCCAGCCCCAACACCCUCAGACCUGCCUCAACAGGUGCAGCAUUCAGCCCAACUUCAAUCAUGCUGCUCUUCAACACUAGCAUGAACAUUCUUUCAGUAGCUUGUGUCAUAAAUACCUGCCCUUGAUUUGACUACUUCACCUAAUGUAUAAAGCGUAUAAAGUAUACACACUAAAUGUAGUACACAUGUAAAUGUGGUGGAUAGAGAGUGUGAUUAUUUAGAGGGUACAACUUCCCUUCUAUUUGGUUUGGUUUGAAAUCCUCCUGUUGUGAAAUACACUGUGGUGUCUAACCUCUUAUUCAGCAUGGUCACACCGGAAGACCUGCAAUAUUAAUAAAGACAAGCAAAUGUAA
Messenger RNA from Oncorhynchus tshawytscha (Chinook salmon), 2416 nucleotides. RefSeq names its product ubiquitin carboxyl-terminal hydrolase 37-like. Gene Ontology annotation, molecular function: cysteine-type endopeptidase activity; cysteine-type deubiquitinase activity. Bases 409 to 1506 code for a protein of 365 amino acids. Gene Ontology annotation, cellular component: nucleus; cytosol. The record is from RefSeq and is a predicted model, not a curated record. Lineage: Eukaryota; Metazoa; Chordata; Actinopteri; Salmoniformes; Salmonidae. The transcript has 10 exons. Gene Ontology annotation, biological process: G1/S transition of mitotic cell cycle; protein deubiquitination.